Messenger RNA from Trifolium pratense (red clover), 1858 nucleotides. RefSeq lists its product as uncharacterized. The coding region runs from base 152 to 1558 and encodes 468 amino acids. The record is from RefSeq and is a predicted model, not a curated record. The transcript has 13 exons. Gene Ontology annotation, biological process: protein transport. Lineage: Eukaryota; Viridiplantae; Streptophyta; Magnoliopsida; Fabales; Fabaceae.
UCCAUGAGUGUUGAGUCUUUCUUUUCUUGACACUCUUUUGUUUUCUCGUCUACUCUACUGAAUUUGAUUUUCCCCUAAAUUGUGCUUGUGGUUUAUCGGCGGCAUCGAGGGUGGGUUUGUUUCUUCUAAAGAGAGAAACAACUACCACACAAUGUCUGUGCUUUUUAACAUGAUCCCCUGUUCUUACAAGCGAUUCAACGUUUCCACUUGCGAGACUUUGCUGCAAAAGAUACCUGUAGAUGCCCAGUCACUCAUUCAAAGAAAGGAAAUUCAUGUAAAAGAAAUUGAAGAGGACAUCUCUAAAACACUCCAAAAUCCCGAAAAGUCGCAAAUGCGUAUUGCUCACACUGUGGAGGUAUUGAAUCUUAUCGACGAGAAUAACAUGAUUAAUCUUCUAAAGUAUAUUAUAUACUUUUGUGAAGUAGUUGAUCGUCAUCUUCCUUUCCUUGAAUCCCAAAGUGAUGUUCCCCCUGACAUGAAGGAAAUCAUAGCUAGUUUAUGCUAUAUUGCAUCAAGGUACGGUGAACUUCCAGAUUUGGGUAAGCUUCUCUCACAAUUUUCAAGAAAAUACGGGACAGAAUUCAUAACUAAUGCUGCCAAGCUCAAGCCAGACUGCGGCGUUAAGGAGCAGAUAAUAGAGUGGUUGUCAGUUCCCAAACCACCUGCCCAGGAACGAAACAGACUACUAAAAGAAAUUGCUGACCAGUUCAAUAUAGUUUGGCAUGAAGACAUGGUGGCUUCUGAUGUUGAGGAACAAAACAAACUUCCAGAAAAAAUUGCUCAUAAUCAGUUCAGUACAGUUGGGAUGAAAGACUCAAUGUCACAUGACAACAUGCAAGAUAGAAACUACCACAUGAUGUCGGUGCUUUAUAACAUGAUCCCCUGUUCUUACAAGCGAUUCAAUGUUUCCACGUGCGAGACUUUGCUGAAAAAGAUAGCUGUAGAUGCCCAGUCACUCAUUGAAAGAAAGGAAAUUCAUGUAAAAGAAAUUGAAGAGGACAUCUCUAAAACACUCCAAAAUCCGGAAAAGUCGGAAAUGCGUAUUGCUCACACUGUGGAGGUAUUGAAUCUUAUCGACGAGAAUAACAUGAUUAAUCUUCUAAAGUAUAUUAUAUACUUUUGUGAAGUAGUUGAUCGUCAUCUUCCUUUCCUUGAAUCCAAAAGUGAAGUUCCCCCCGACAUGAAGGAAAUCAUAGCUAGUUUAUGCUAUAUUGGAUCAAGGUACGGUGAACUUCCAGAUUUCAAUAAGCUUCUGUCACAAUUUUCAAGAAAAUACGGGUCAGAAUUCAUAACUAAUGCUGCCAAGCUCAAGCCAGACUGUGGCGUUAAGGAGCAGAUAAUAGAGUGGUUGGCAGUUCCCAAACCACCUGCCCAGGAACGAAACAGACUACUAAAAGAAAUUGCUGAUCAGUUCAAUAUAGAUUGGCAUGAAGACAUGGCGGCUUCUGAUGUUGAGGACCGAAACAAAGUUCCAGAAACAAUUGCUGAUAAUCAGUUCAGUAUAGUUGGGAUGCAAGAAUCAUUGUCACAUGACAACAUUAAAACUGUGAAAACAUGAUGGAGAUUGUGCCGAGUGCGAAGUAUUGUUGAUUCGUGUUAAGAAUAUAGAUAGUUAGCCUUUCCAUUAGUUUGUUAGAGUUGGUUAGUUGGUUAAUACGCAAAAUUGCUCUAUAUAAGAGUCACCAAUGUACUAUUUUGAUUAUCUUUUAUCAAAAUGAAAUCUUACGAUUUCUAUUCUGUUUCAAGCUUUCUAAGCUCUAAGUCUAACCGAGAAUCUUCUCUAUCUAUCUGACUUAACAAGACUAUUUGUAAUUGAUACUUAAUGCUUAUUAAUGCUUAGUUCAUGUAGUUUUCUAGA